GUCGCGGAGGCGGAGGGAGGAGAAAUGGGCGGGAGGCCUCCGGGGUAGCUCGAGACCCGGCGAAUACCCGGUUGUCAUGGAGUCGUGGGGCCCGGCUCGCGCAUGCGCCUGCUAACCCGCCCGGCUGGUCAUGGAGCGGCGACCCUGGCCCUUAGAGUAAUCCAUAUGCAAAGAGUACCUGUGAUCCAGCUUCCUGCCCUCUUAGACAUGGAGAGGAAAAUCCCAUCCAGAGAGAGCCCCAGAAGACUGUCCGCCAAGCCAGGCCGAGGCACGGAGAUGAAAAAGCUGGCCCGACCACUUGGCGUGGUGGCAGCUGACUCAGACAAGGACUCUGGCUUUUCAGAUGGGAGCUCAGAAUGUUUGAGCUCCGCAGAGCAGAUGGAGUCAGAGGACAUGCUGAGCGCCUUGGGCUGGAAGAGAGAAGACAAGCUGAGGCAGACCUCCAAAGCUGCAAACAAUGCCUUCCCCACGCUGUCCCCUAUGGUCGUCAUGAAGAAUGUGCUGGUCAAGCAGGGCAGCAGCUCCUCCCAGCUCCAGUCCUGGACUGUCCAGCCUUCCUUUGAAGUGAUCUCAGCGCAGCCACAGCUCUUUGUCCUUCAUCCACCUGUGCCAUCGCCUGUCAGCCCAUGCCAGACUGGUGAGAAAAAGUCAGAAUCCAGAAACUACUUGCCCAUUCUAAAUUCUUAUACCAAAAUAGCCCCCCACCCAGGCAAGAGGGGCCUCAACUCAGAAGACAGAGGAACAAGUGGGGUACCGAAGAAAAUCUGCACGGAGAGACCGGGGCCGAGCCUGUCUUCCAGUGAGCCAGCCAAGACUGGCCGAGUGCUAUCCAGUCCUUCCACUCCAGCCCCACCCAGCUCCAAACUCACCGAGGACUCCGCUCUGCAAGGAGUCCCCUCCCUUGGGGCUGGUGGAAGUCCACAGACUCUUCAGCCUGUGUCCAGCAGCCAUGUGGCUAAAGCUCCCAGUCUGACCUUCGCUUCGCCUGCCAGCCCUGUGUGUGCGUCAGACAGCACUCUGCAUGGCUUAGAGAGCAGUUCCCCUCUCUCCCCACUGUCAGCCAGUUACGGUUCACCUCUGUGGGCUGCAGAGCACCUCUGCCGCAGCCCAGACAUCUUCUCUGAGCAGAGGCAGAACAAGCACAGGCGCUUUCAGAACACCUUAGUGGUCCUCCACAAGUCUGGUUUGCUGGAGAUCACUCUGAAAACCAAGGAGUUGAUUCGUCAGAACCAAGCAACUCAGGCGGAGCUGGACCAGCUGAAGGAGCAAACCCAGAUGUUUAUAGAGGCCACCAAGAGCAGGGCUCCUCAGGCAUGGGCUAAGUUGCAGGCAUCACUAACAUCUGGGCCCAGUCAUUCAGGCAGUGACCUAGACACGUUGUCUGAUCACCCAGACAUAUAGCACAGAAACAUUUUCCAGUUAUUUGAGUUAACUCCUUUGCUAUUACAACUACACUUGUUUUUCACAGCCUAUUUAAGAGCUUUUCUUUCUAAACUCACCCACAAAGCCACGUACCAGUCCCUGGCUGCUGUCUUAGUCUGUGGUCCAUGCACAGGUUAAGUGUGUUAAGUUCCUCUGAGGAACUCCAUCUGGAAGUAUCCGUGAGUCCCUUUUCCAUGACCUGCAGGCACUUAGCUGGACAGAGGAGAGAUGGCUGUGUGUGUCUUUCAGCUGUUCCUUCCCAUCCUCCUCCUCACUGCCCAGGGUCAGGGUACAGUGACAUGGAUAAGUGUACACAGUGACACUUGUCCAACCAAGGAGUAGGUGACCUAAGGCCCCCUUCACUGUCCUCCCUCAAGUAUGUUAGUCACGGAGAACAAGAAGAGGAGAUGUUUUCAUUCUCCCAGGCCUUGUGCCUGUGAGUGAAAUCUAAAGUGCUUUGGGCACAGGUACCUGUGUGCAAGCACUUACCACAUAAGGCUUUCUUCCUUACACUUGAAAGUUAAAGGGGAAAGGGCAGUGCCACCUGGCUCACACACUGAUCACACACCAGAGCUCACCUAUACAAGUAGGCAAUACUUCAGAUUUUUAAAAUAUAGAAUGGAUUUAUACUGUCUGGAAUUGUAUUUGAUGAAUUGCCUUUUUGAUUUAAGGGUCAAAGAAGCCAGCAUGUUUGGUCACUAGCUGAAAGGUUUUGUUAAUAUAUACUUGAAAUAGCACAAACUAUUUAAAAGGCUUGAGAUGGGGCUGCAGGAUGGCUCAGUGAGUAAAGGUGCUUGCUGCCAGUGACCUGAAUUUGAUCCCCUGAACCCACAUGAUAGAAGGAGAAUUUACUACUGCAGAUUGUCCAUCAAAUGUGCACACACACACACACACACACACACUAAAUUAAUAUAAAAUCAAAAUUACAAGCUAUCAUCAACAUCAAAACAAGGUAAAACAAUCAAAAGCUUGAGAUGACUUCAGUGGGUCCUCAGGGUCUAGUGUAAGUCCACCAUCUGCUGUCUCUUGUCUGUACCUCACUCAGCUGUUUCUGUGAGGGAAAAAUGAUACCCCAAGGCCACAACAAUCAGAAAGGAUCCUUCCCUGUUUUCACAUCUGGGUUCUCACGCAUGCCCUGUGAUGAUGGGGCCACCAUGGAGCGGUCUUGCAUCUAGUCUUAAAUGUGGGCAGCGGAGCUGAAGUGUGGGUGUCCUUCUCGGAGGCUGGUCUUAGGGUGAAGAGCCUGAGGAGUCUCCAGGUCUUCAGUUUCCCUGUGCCGGUAACUAAGUGUCUAAAUGGUAAAGAUCCAAAGGCUUGUGUCCUCCGUUAAAAUGUUCAUCCUCCUGGAAAUCUUUGUUCUUUAUGAAUUAACUUGGUUUUUAUGACCAGUAUCUUUUCCUGCAGAGAGAAUGAAUGUUCUUGGGGCUUUACUAGGUCCAGAGUUAAGAAUCACAUUUAUUACAGAGUUGCUUGUAAUUCUAACAUAAUUUAAAAAGUAUAAGACUCAGGUUGGCUCUACUCUGCUCAUAAAGAUGUAUGAUUUAGAUAUGACUGGUUUAAAAAUAAUCAACUUGGUAAAAUCUCUAUUCCUUGGUCAACAUAGAAUUGUUACCUACUGUUUGUUUUCUGAAAGUUUCCAAAAUCAGAGUCCAUGUUUCUGGGCAGACUUGGCUCCUCGUGAUGUGCCCCCCCCCCCCCGAAUCUGUAUGGUAUUGUGGCCAUUCUGCACUCCACUAGGAAGCAGCCUUUUUGGCAGAACGUUUGGCAGGAAAGCUGUAGAGACAGGUGCAUUCAGAGCAGCCUGGACACAGCCGUGAGUCUUCCCAUGUGUCAGAAGCUGGAAGCCCUUGCUGGGAGCCAAAUGUACUACUCCACUGGAAAAGCCCUCUAGUGCUGUAAGCCUCUUGGACUCUUCUUAGAUUUGGGUUUUAAUUUCCCUUCCUGUCCCCAUAAAAGAUGAUGAAAGCCACCAUGGAUCCUCACAGCUGAGUGGUGGAGGGUUAGCACCGCCCAGUCACUGCUCCUCUGUGAUCUUAGAGGCACGGCUGCAAGCCUCUAGGCUGUUAGCAGAGCUCUCUGUCCCUGGUGCCGCUGGAAGCAGGUGGGCUCCCGGAGAGAGGCUAGAUCUCAGAGGGAGCACUCUGAGGCCGGAGGCCAGACCAACACUUGGAGGAAGUCCUGAGUGGACCGAAGGUUCUUCAUUGGUUGCCCAAGGCUGUAAGUAGCAAUGGCCUCUGCAUGCCAUGAGCUCUUACAAAGCAUCAUGUAGAGCUGCUGCCUCCCCAAGGUGAGAAGUCAGUUUUAACUCAGACCAACACACAGGAGAACCUUUGUAUUGGCAAUAUUGAAACACAUUUAGAAAGGUUCCUGACUGAAAUUGGCUACAGAACUUACCGUCGUUUGUAAUUUACUACACUGACUUUUAUUGAUUAUGGUACCCUCUGACUUUUCUUCUCUAGUAUGAUUCCUUCAGCAGACAAAUUACUCUUGCACAUAUACGGAAGUGGCUUUUUAGCCACAUCCUCCUUAGGGUAGAGACUGUUUACCAAAUGUGAAUUCUUCUAAGUGUGAAGUUAUGUAGAAAUUGACUGUGAAAUGUCAAAGAAAAAAAUAAAAGUCACUUACUUGAAAGCAA
Messenger RNA from Mus pahari (shrew mouse), 4057 nucleotides. RefSeq names its product CLOCK interacting pacemaker (gene Cipc). Lineage: Eukaryota; Metazoa; Chordata; Mammalia; Rodentia; Muridae. The transcript is spliced from 4 exons. Gene Ontology annotation, biological process: negative regulation of circadian rhythm; negative regulation of DNA-templated transcription. Gene Ontology annotation, cellular component: nucleus. The coding region runs from base 103 to 1401 and encodes 432 amino acids. The record is from RefSeq and is a predicted model, not a curated record.